This is a messenger RNA of Homo sapiens (human), 6520 nucleotides long. It is a transcript of the gene SP110, whose product is annotated as SP110 nuclear body protein. Gene Ontology annotation, cellular component: nucleus. The record is from RefSeq and is a predicted model, not a curated record. Gene Ontology annotation, molecular function: DNA binding. Lineage: Eukaryota; Metazoa; Chordata; Mammalia; Primates; Hominidae. The transcript is spliced from 21 exons. The coding region runs from base 345 to 2582 and encodes 745 amino acids.
AGAGCCAGCCCCACGAGGCCACGGAAGACAGGGUCACUUGUUCCUGCCAAGGAAAGAGGGUGGAAAAGUCAUUCAACUCAAGCAGAUCAAAGUUGUUUUGAGGCAGUAGGCAGACCCAGGACACCAAUGAACUGGACAUUUUUGAAAAUGUGCCAGCUUCUUUUGCUUAUAAGCACAAGGCCAUUGGUGUUCCUCAGCUGACUGGUGGUAAGAUUGGUACUUCAGGGGUACUGCUGCUACUACUAGAAAGCCCUACUUUGCAACACCAUGCAUUAGCCCAGAUCUAAAGGAAGAAGUUCUUGCUGCCAGGAUCCUCAGAUGCCCAUGAAGGGGCUUUCCAGGUGAUGGGGAGGGGCUUCAGGAUGUUCACCAUGACAAGAGCCAUGGAAGAGGCUCUUUUUCAGCACUUCAUGCACCAGAAGCUGGGGAUCGCCUAUGCCAUACACAAGCCAUUUCCCUUCUUUGAAGGCCUCCUAGACAACUCCAUCAUCACUAAGAGAAUGUACAUGGAAUCUCUGGAAGCCUGUAGAAAUUUGAUCCCUGUAUCCAGAGUGGUGCACAACAUUCUCACCCAACUGGAGAGGACUUUUAACCUGUCUCUUCUGGUGACAUUGUUCAGUCAAAUUAACCUGCGUGAAUAUCCCAAUCUGGUGACGAUUUACAGAAGCUUCAAACGUGUUGGUGCUUCCUAUGAAUGGCAGAGCAGAGACACACCAAUCCUACUUGAAGCCCCAACUGGCCUAGCAGAAGGAAGCUCCCUCCAUACCCCACUGGCGCUGCCCCCACCACAACCCCCUCAACCAAGCUGUUCACCCUGUGCGCCAAGAGUCAGUGAGCCUGGAACAUCCUCCCAGCAAAGCGAUGAGAUCCUGAGUGAGUCGCCCAGCCCAUCUGACCCUGUCCUGCCUCUCCCUGCACUCAUCCAGGAAGGAAGAAGCACUUCAGUGACCAAUGACAAGUUAACAUCCAAAAUGAAUGCGGAAGAAGACUCAGAAGAGAUGCCCAGCCUCCUCACUAGCACUGUGCAAGUGGCCAGUGACAACCUGAUCCCCCAAAUAAGAGAUAAAGAAGACCCUCAAGAGAUGCCCCACUCUCCCUUGGGCUCUAUGCCAGAGAUAAGAGAUAAUUCUCCAGAACCAAAUGACCCAGAAGAGCCCCAGGAGGUGUCCAGCACACCUUCAGACAAGAAAGGAAAGAAAAGAAAAAGAUGUAUCUGGUCAACUCCAAAAAGGAGACAUAAGAAAAAAAGCCUCCCAGGAGGGACAGCCUCAUCUAGACACGGAAUCCAAAAGAAGCUCAAAAGGGUGGAUCAGGUUCCUCAAAAGAAAGAUGACUCAACUUGUAACUCCACGGUAGAGACAAGGGCCCAAAAGGCGAGAACUGAAUGUGCCCGAAAGUCGAGAUCAGAGGAGAUCAUUGAUGGCACUUCAGAAAUGAAUGAAGGAAAGAGGUCCCAGAAGACGCCUAGUACACCACGAAGGGUCACACAAGGGGCAGCCUCACCUGGGCAUGGCAUCCAAGAGAAGCUCCAAGUGGUGGAUAAGGUGACUCAAAGGAAAGACGACUCAACCUGGAACUCAGAGGUCAUGAUGAGGGUCCAAAAGGCAAGAACUAAAUGUGCCCGAAAGUCCAGAUUGAAAGAAAAGAAAAAGGAGAAAGAUAUCUGUUCAAGCUCAAAAAGGAGAUUUCAGAAAAAUAUUCACCGAAGAGGAAAACCCAAAAGUGACACUGUGGAUUUUCACUGUUCUAAGCUCCCCGUGACCUGUGGUGAGGCGAAAGGGAUUUUAUAUAAGAAGAAAAUGAAACACGGAUCCUCAGUGAAGUGCAUUCGGAAUGAGGAUGGAACUUGGUUAACACCAAAUGAAUUUGAAGUCGAAGGAAAAGGAAGGAACGCAAAGAACUGGAAACGGAAUAUACGUUGUGAAGGAAUGACCCUAGGAGAGCUGCUGAAGCGGAAAAACUCGGAUGAAUGCGAGGUGUGCUGUCAAGGGGGACAACUUCUCUGCUGCGGUACUUGUCCACGAGUCUUCCAUGAGGACUGUCACAUCCCCCCUGUGGAAGCCAAGAGGAUGCUGUGGAGUUGCACCUUCUGCAGGAUGAAGAGGUCUUCAGGAAGCCAACAGUGCCAUCAUGUAUCUAAGACCCUGGAGAGGCAGAUGCAGCCUCAGGACCAGCUGGUGCUGCAGUUUGCUCAGGAAGCUGGAGAACAGAAGAGAAGGGCAGCGUGGCAGCAGUGGAGCGGGGCAGCAGGGAUUUUGCUGCACACUCUGGAGAGGGACUACCUGGUUCAAACUCCACCCCACUGCUCACGGGCUCUGGGAUACCGGAUUCGAGAUUACGGUGAGCCCUUUCAGGAAGCAAUGUGGUUGGACCUGGUUAAGGAAAGGCUGAUUACGGAAAUGUACACGGUGGCAUGGUUUGUGCGAGACAUGCGCCUGAUGUUUCGCAACCAUAAAACAUUUUACAAGGCUUCUGACUUUGGCCAGGUAGGACUUGACUUAGAGGCAGAAUUUGAAAAAGAUCUCAAAGACGUGCUCGGUUUUCAUGAAGCCAAUGACGGCGGUUUCUGGACUCUUCCUUGACCCUGUUCUGUAAAGACUGAAGCAUCCCCACCUCAGGAUUCAGCUGAUGGGACCCUGGCUUGGACUGUUGAUUGCCAGUGAGUCUGGGAUGUAAUUGGCUGCCCUCAGGACCCAAACCCAGACACUUCAUAGGAUUAUCACACCCUCCAUCUUUAUUCUUUCUUUUUACCUUUAAAAGUCUAUAUCUACACUAAAAAAAAAAAAAAUUAAUACUUCCUUAAUACCAUCAGAUACCCCAUCAUAGUUCACAUUCUCCCCACUGUCUCAUAAGUCUUUUUAGAGUUGAUUUGUUCAAAUCAGGAUCUAAACAAGUUCCACACACUGCAUUUGGCUCUCCUGUCCCUAUGUCUCUUUUAAGCUAUAAAUUGUCAUGUAUUUAUUGAAGAACUCAGGGUUUUGGUCCUAUUACAUUUUUUGCAAUCUGGAAUUUUCUGGUUGCAUUUUCUUAGUGGUAUAGUCCUCUCUUCCUCUCAUUUUUUGUAAGCUAGAAGUUAGAUCUAGAAGCUUGCUUUAACUCAGGUUUUGAGGGGUUUGUUUUGAUUUGGGGGUUUUGGGGCACAUGCAGGCUUCACAGGGGAAUUUAGUAUUAUUUUUUAUGUUAAGGUUGGCAGCAGGUGCACGUGUUAUCAGCCUGAUCAUCUAUCACCUGAUGGUUUUAGCAAUACCUAAAUCCGUGAUAUCAUCAGAGGUUGCAAAAUGAUGAGAUUCAGGUUUUUUUUUACAUAAUUAUUGGUCAGAAUUAUUCUGCAAAUAGCUUCUCUUUAACAGUAUUCGGUUACCUUGAAAUACAGGUUGUACAAAAAAUAGGAUAAAUGCUUGUUUUUUUAUUUAGCAAUGUUCAAAAUAAUGAAUUGAUGUCCCAAUAUCCUCUAAAGGUAACCAGGGAUUUUUUAAUUUAAUUAUCUUGAACCCACAUAUUUAAAUAUACGUAGCAUGCUACAAACCAUUGCAGUUAAUACCUUUAUUGAUGCUUGAGUUGCCCACUUUUUCUUUUUUUUUUUUUUUUUUUUUUUUUGAGACAGAGUCUCACUCUGUCACCCAGGCCGGAGUACAGUAGCGUCAUCUUGACUCACUGCAACCUCCUCCUCCUGGGUGCAAGCGAUUCUCCUGCCUCAGCCUCCGAGUAGCUGGGAUUACAGGCAUGUGCAAGUUCCCCACUUUUAGUGAGAAACUCCUCAAUUUGCCUCCUGAGUUGUUUUGAAAUGACCCCAGAACUCUUUGAUGGUGUAUUAGCUAUCUAUUGCUGUGUAACAAAUGACCUCAAAGCUUAGCUGCUUAAAAAGAAAAAAACAUUUUAUUGCUCACUAUUCUGUGGAUCAAGAAUUCAGGCAUCAUCCAUGAGGAUGCUUCCCUUUGCUCCACAUGGUACUGGCAGACCCCAUUCAUACUUGCACACUGUCACUUCUGCCACAAUCUAUUGGUGAAAGCAAGUCACAGGGACAGAUUCAGAAGGAGGGAGAAUAGACCUUACCUCUUGAUGCGAUGGGUGGCAAAGUCACAUUUCAAAGGAGAAUGUUGCUUGGGAAGAAACAUUGCUGCUCCCAUCUUUAGAAGCAAUCUACCAUAGUUCACCCUCUGGCCACAGUAGUUCACAUCUUUCCCAAAUGCAAAGGACACUCCUCUCCCCACAGAAGUCUCACUCUCUGCAGCAUUGGAACAAAGUCCAGGACCUCCUUAUCUAAAUCAGGUUCAGAUCAGAUAAAGCUUCUUCGGGCUGGGCACAGUGGCUCACACCUGAAAUCCCAGCACUUUAGGAGGCCGAGGCAGGUGGAUCGCUUGAGUCCAGGAGUUGAAGACCAGCCUGGGUAACAUGGCAAAACCUCAUCUCUACAAAAAAAAAAAAAAAAAAAUCUUUUUAAUUAGCUGGGCAAGGUGGCACACACCUGUAGUCCCAGCUACUCAGGAGGCUGAGGUGGAAGGAUGAGCCUGGGAGGCAGAGGUCGCAGUGAGCCAAGAAUGCACCACUGCACUCCAGCCUGGACAACAGAGACCCUGCCUCAAAAAAAAAAAAAAAAAAAGGAAAGAAAACAAAAGAAAUAGGCUCCUCAGGUAUGGUUUAUUGGGUGCAGCUCCUUGGGUGCACCUCCUCUUGAACUAGAGGCCUGUGAGCUGAAAAAUUGUUUCUUCCCUGCUGCCAACAGUCAGUGAUGAAACAGGGACUGAACAACUACUAUAGACACUUCCAUUCAAACGGGGAAAAAGGAAGCAGCAGUCACUCAUUUAUAGCAAUUCUGAAAUCCAGUCAAGCACAUGUUGCUAGUUCCCCCUAAUCCCAGGGCAGGAAAUUUUCCUUGAUACAUGAUUUAUAUGUAUGAUACACCUCUAAUUCCCAUCCCAUCCCAUCCUACCCCACAGGCUUCUUCCUUGUCUUCCUCGGUUCUGUAUUGGUGUCUCCCUUCUCCAACAGUAUUAUUUACUCACUUGCUCAAUCCCCAGGUACAACAAUAAAAGUUAACAGAAUUUUAACACUCAGAUCACUAUGAAAAACAAACUAAGUUGAUUUCUAAAUUUCUGUGGAGUUUAUUUUUGUUUGUUAUAGAUUUAAUAUACCAUUGCAGAGGGUAUUUAAUGUACCAUUGCAGAGGGUAUUUAAUAUACCAUUGCAGAGGAUUUUACAUUUGUAUUUAUAAAUGAGAUUGCUCUAUAGUUUUUACACACUGUCAUAGUCAGAUUUACGGUUAUCCUACCUCGGUAAAAUAACUUGUAAAAUUUUCUACCUUUUAAUAUAUUCUGGAAUAAUUUAUAGUGUUUUAAAUUAACCAAAAGUGUGUGACCCAGAGUUCACUGGAGAGACAGUGGUAACCACAUUAUCUGCUUUCUUUACGGUUUUCAGGCUAUGAAGAUAUUCUGUUGGUUUUUGAGACAGCUCUGCUUUUAUGUUUUUCUAAGAAGUCAUCUAUUUCAUUUGUGGUUAAAAGUAAUAUAGGUGGUCUGCCAGGCGCAGUGGCUCAGGCCUGUAAUCCCAGCACUUUGGGAGGCUGAGGCGAGUGGAUCGCGAGGUCAAGAGAUCGAGACCAGCCUGACCAACGUGGUGAAACCCCGUCUCUACUAAAAAUACAAAAAUUAGCCAGGCGUGGUGGCGGGCGCCUGUAGUCCCAGCUACUCAAGAGGCUGAGGCAGGAGAAUCGCUUGAACCCGGGAGGUGGAGGUUGCAGUGAGCCGAGAUCCCACCACUGCACUCCAGCCUGGGCAACAGAGUAAGACUCUGUUUCAAAAAAAAAAAAAAAAGUUAUAUAGGUGGUCUUAUUUCUGUCAUAUUUUAAUAUUUCUCUUUUUAAUGUUUUAAUGUUAUUUUUGUCUAUUUUUUUUCUUCUGCCUUCUAUUUUGGAAGGCAUCGUAACGGCUUUUAGUUCCAAUAUUUACCCAUAAGUUUUCCCAAUGCAUUUUGACUUAUUUUUUUAAUGUCAAAGUCAAAAAUAAAAUAUCUGUAAUGUGUCACAUACUUAAGGCAAUGCGUUUAUCACUUUGAUACCUCUCAGCUCCCUUAUUCCUGUCUUUUCACUCUCUUGAAAUACAGACAUGAAUUAGUAUUAAUUUUUUUGCUUUUACUCUAUAAUGUUUAUUCUAUUCAAUUAUAUUAUGUCAUUAUUUGUUAGUUUCACAUUAUGUAAAUUAUUUGUCAUGUCCUAUGUCAUAUAAAGUAAUUCAAAAGCAAAAAUUAAAAGUGUGUGUUACGUGAUAACCUGUAUUUUUGAGAACAGUAUUAAUGUGUUUCUGUUUUCACUGUUUAAGAUUCCCUGCUGGUCUUUUCUUGACACGACUUCUCCAUACUUCCUUUUUGCUCUGCCUUUCAGUCAACUGAAGUGUGUCUUUAAGUAAUUUGAAAAGAAUUACAUGGAUGGUAUGUUUUCUGAUUCACCAUAUCUUAGAAUGUGUUCUAUUGUUUUCAUAAAUUAAUAACAUAAUAUAUAACUUAUCAUAACUUCUCACCUUCAAAA